Molecule: messenger RNA, 790 nt
Organism: Pseudophryne corroboree (corroboree frog)
Lineage: Eukaryota; Metazoa; Chordata; Amphibia; Anura; Myobatrachidae
Product: acidic leucine-rich nuclear phosphoprotein 32 family member B-like
Exons: 5
Coding region: 215-790 (191 amino acids)
Source: RefSeq, a predicted model, not a curated record
UACACAGUAGUGAAGAAGACGACCCAGCUAUCCCCACGUGUCAGGAGGACAUAGGAGGACCCAGAGCCCCAUCCCGGUGCCUCCACCUCGCUCACUGAUACAUGAGGGAGACAAUGACCAGAAGAUCCUGGAACUCACCAACAAGAUCAUUCAGCUGCUGACUGGAGAGGAGGUGGAGUAUAUAGAGGAACACAGGGGUCUGUACAAGGACUUGAUGAUGGAGAAUAACCGGCCCCUCACAUCACUGGAUGGGCCCAGUAACAGAGAUACCCCAGAGAGAUGUCCCCGUCCUCUGUAUUCCCAGGAUUGUACAGAGGAGAAUCACAGGAUCCCACAGGAGGAUCAGGUAGAACAUCUGUCUAAUAUUAAAACAGAAGAUACAGAGGGAGAAGAAGAGACGUAUGUGACUGUUAUAAAAGAAGAAGAUAUAGACGGAGAAGAGGAGACAUAUGUGACUGAUAUAAAGGCAGAAGAUAUAGAGGGAGAAGAGGAGACGUAUGUGACUGAUAUAAAGACAGAAGAUAUAGAGGGAGAAGAAGAGACAAAUGUGACCGAUAUAAAGGCAGAAGAUAUAGAGGGAGAAGAAGAGACAUAUGUGACUGAUAUGAAGGAAGAAGAUACAGAGGGAGAAGAAGACACGUAUGUGAGGGGUAAUCAGCAGUGUAAGGAGGAGGAGAUCCCUACAGAUAUCAGCACAGCUGAGAUUCUUGGUGUCCAUGCUUCUUCCACUGUAGAUGGAUACUACUCACUGUCUACAAGGGAUCACCAACAAACAAAUGCCGGUCUCUGA